Eupeodes corollae is the source of this 4235-nucleotide messenger RNA. RefSeq lists its product as uncharacterized. The transcript is spliced from 7 exons. Bases 601 to 2934 code for a protein of 777 amino acids. Gene Ontology annotation, biological process: cellular response to calcium ion; regulation of dopamine secretion; regulation of calcium ion-dependent exocytosis. Lineage: Eukaryota; Metazoa; Arthropoda; Insecta; Diptera; Syrphidae. Gene Ontology annotation, molecular function: SNARE binding; calcium-dependent phospholipid binding; clathrin binding. The record is from RefSeq and is a predicted model, not a curated record.
UGAGAGUCAAUAAGGAAGCGAUUCCAAGCAAGGAUGCAUUUUUAUAUUUAAUACCUCCAACAACAACAACCACAAAAAAAUCAAAUUUUAUUCAUUAAAACUUUCAAUAGCCCUUUAAAAUAAAAUCGAAAUCAAAAUCUGACCAAAUUCUAAGGCAAGGGUUUUUUAAGAGUGCGGUUCUAUUCUCUUUCCACAAUUUUGUUUUUUUUUUUAUGUAAUAGUCAAUGAAUUGGGGAAUGGCCAUCUGCCAAAAGUAAUCGAAAGUGCAAAUGUCCUUCGGCCAUAAGUUUCAAAUGAAGUGUUGAAGAGCCAUCAAAUAUUAUUUGCAAAUUGUUGUGGUAUUAUGUGAUAUUAUCCUCCCAAAAAACUAUGGUUUAUUAGUUUUUCAGUUUUAGUUUUCUUUUUCCAAUAUUUUGUUGUGUUCAUAUUUUUAAAAUGUGUCGUCGUCGAGUAGUGCCUUUUUAGCAAAAUUUAUCGAGAGAAAUAAAAGUGUGAAGAAGAAAAUGCACACAAGAACUACGACCUGCUGAAUGACCUACUAUAUUCUUUAAGUUUUUGGCAAUUGAACCAACAUUUAGCCAGCAAAUCUCCAAUCGCACAAUGGAUCCAUCACCAAUUACAGUGACAAGUGUGGCAGUAAUUGCUAUUUUAGUUUUUAUGGCAGUUUUAGCCUGUCACUAUUUAAGUCCAAAAACAACAUCAUGGAUUCUGUCCAGUAAAGAAGAGACAAUACGAUUAUCUAAAAAUAAACUUUUUAACGCCAAUGGAUAUCUGAUUCACUCGGGCUCUGAUUUUUUACUUAGCUCUAGUGGCAGUUUCAAAAGAUUCGAUUCGGUAGAUCGUGAUUGCAAGGAUAUUGGUCAAAAUACAACCCAUAUGCCACUAUGGAAUAUCCCACAAUCAGAUAUACCACCACAGCCACUUCGACCAGCUCCAGCACCAAUUCCCAAUUCGAAAAUAAACGAAGAAGAAACCGAAGAUUUGGAAAAUGAAUUCAUUACAACAACAACCGCUUCCAUUUCACAACAAUAUCAUCCGCUCAUAAAACAAUCUGCCACAGUAAAUGCUCUUCCAAACAGUCAUUCAACUUCCAACAUUGAUGUUCCAUCCCUCAAACGAAAUCUCUCGACUCCUUUGAAUUUUGAAAUAAAAACAUCCACAAGUGCAACUGCCAUACCCAGGCCGACGAUUAAACGCAUUGGCACAGCACCCAAUGGUCAAUUGAUAAAUCUCUCCGAAGCAGCCUUCAAAAUCCAACAAAAAGGCGAAGAAAUGCAACGUUCCAAAAGCACCAAUCCAUUUUUAAACAACCAAACCAAUCAAACAAAAUUCGCUGCUGCAAGUCCACCAACUUCACCAUUGACAACCAUCAACGAGAUCUGCCAACUAAGUCCGACCGAAAAACCGCUCGAAAUGAAAAUUCCUAUAACCGAUGACAAUACAAACAAAAAUCCAUUUACAACUGUUGAACUUCCGUUACAGGAAAGUCAAAUAAUAAACAUUUCAUCAGAUACGGUGACGGCAUCGGCACCGGCACCCGUGAAUAAUGAUGCACCCAAGGAGACAUUUAUCAAUGCAAUAUUUGAUUUUAUAAACCAAAUGCCUGCCAGUCAGAAUAUGUCACUGCCUUUAAACUACCAACUGUCAAACACCAAUUCAGAAGUAGCGACGUCAGCGCCAGCGGACGAUUCCGGCAGAAAAGCCUUCUUUCAGUUCAGGAACAGAUCGUUCUCGGAAACCGAAGCAACAGAAAUUGAUUUGAAACAGUUUUGCAGCAAUAGCAAUCCGUUCAAACGCAAAGGGAGUGUUGAAAUUCAAAAGACCACUUCGGAGGAAGUUCUUUCGUCGAGAAAUGGCAAUAUUCCGCCCUUUCGACGUCAGUCUUCUGUUGGCUUUGGAAUUGGUCGCCGAAACAGCUCACAAACUUCAUUGGACAGUGAUAAAGGGUCUUUGGAUAGUAUCAUAUUACAGAGGGCUAUUUCAUGUGAUUCCGUCAAUUCGGAGUCAUCUGUUCUGCUUUCGGAUUUGGAGCAGCCAACACCGGAAAUCACAGGAUAUUUGUGUGUGGGACUUCAUUGUGAUAAAAAUACAAUUACAAAUCAAAGUGUCGAUAUUGUCGUCAAUGUCAUGGAAGUAAAGGAAAUCGCCGGAUAUACAAAUCUAUAUCCGUUCGAUACAUUUGUGCGAAUUUAUUUAGUACCAGACCAAGCAAAUGCUGUUCAAACUAAGGUUAUCAGAGAUUCUUUGACACCAAGCUUUAACGAAACAUUCACUUUUCAAAUGAAGAGACGACAAGGAAGACAUUCAUUAUGGUUUCAUCUUUAUCACUGCGGAAAUGUUCACACCUUGAUUGGUGAAUCUGAAUUGGAAAUUGAUGAAAUUGUUCGUCCAUUGACAACGUGGCUUCCAUUAUCGGAUUCAAGAAAACAAAAAGCCAAAUGGGGUGAAUUAAUGUUUUCACUAAGUUAUUUACCAACAGCUGAACGACUUACCGUUGUUGUUGUUAAAGCAAGAAAUUUAAAAUCCAAUGAACAACUUGCAACAGUAACAACAGCUGGCAAUGAUAUUCAAGGAAUUUUUAUUAAGGCCUAUUUAUUGAAAGACGAUAAAAAAGUUUUCAAAAAGAAAACCUCUCUAAAACGCAAGGAUCAUCGUUGUCCAAUAUUCAAUGAAUCAAUGAUAUUCAGUAUUCCACCAUAUGCACUAAAUUCGGUUCAUAUCCGAUUGACGGUAAUGUGUGCAACAGGCACUGAGGUUCUUCCAUUGGGCCAUGUUAUAGUUGGCAGCACAACAACAGGCAAAGGCCUCAGACAUUGGCAUCAAAUGUUAUCGAGUCUAAGGAAACCUGUUGCAAUGUGGCAUAUAUUGAGAUAUGCUUCAAUAACAACAAAUAAUGAGCGAAAUGAUAAAAAGGGAAUUUUUAUUGAACGAUAAGUUAUUUUUAAGUGUACAUACCUCACCUUUAUGCAAAUGCGGCUUAUUUGUAUUUUUGUUCAAUUAUUGAUUUCAUUUUAUUUCUAACCAACCAAUUUCCGGGAGUUGGAUGGCGUAUCCAUAAAACAAAACAAAAAUUAUAAACUAAAUACAAAAAUUAUAACAAUUUUUCAUACGUUUUUCUAAUGCCGACUACCAGUUCCAAGAACUUCCUAGAAAUAUGAAACAAAUAAUAAUAUGUAUGUAUAAACUAUACCUGCAUGACUAAAAUGGAAAUAUAUUAUUAUUAAUAAAAUUAUCAAAAUAAAUGUACCAAAAAGAAAAAGGAUAAACCAUAAUAGUGAUGAACUCUUGCUUUAAUAGACAAAUUUAACAAAAAAAAAUAUAUUUAUAUUUAGUAUAAAAUUCAUAAAAUAUGUUACAUGUCAUUUAAAUAUAUUUACUCAAGUCGUUCUUUUGGUUUGAAAAUUGCGAGGUAUUCUAAGAUUUGCGUAAAUAACAUUCAACGAUAGAAAAGUUAUAAUUUCCAGUUAAUAAGUCGUUAAGUUUGAUGUACUUUAAACAAAAAACAUUGAAAACAUUGCAACUAAGACGUUUUCUGGAAGUAUUUCGGAAAUUUUUAUAUGAAUUCAGUGAACGAAGCAGUACCAAAGGGAAUAUUGAAAAACUAAAUUAUGUUUUGAAAAAUUAAAUCAAACAACUUUUCAAUUCGUGUAUUUGUUGAUAGUCCAGUAAAAUGAGGGUUUCAUCUAGGAAUGAGAUAUAGUAAUAGCUAAAUUUGUGUAUACCUUCCUUUUUGACGUUCUAAGCAUUGUGACAAAAAGUCUCAUAAAACCUCGGCCCACGUCGUAAGUUAUGGUCCAAAAAAAUAGAAAAAAAAGACCUUUUUUGAGAAUAUAUCCGUUUCUAUAGUUCUGGUGGUACUAACACCUUUACGAAAAUUAACAAGCACAUACUCAAAUGUUUGUUUCUAUCAGUUCUUCAUACGCUCAACUGUCUUGGAAAUAGAGUGCAUCAAGAGCGUAUCGUUCAACAAUUUUGAAAUUAAAUCACCAGUGAAAAAAACUAAGUCAAGAAAAAUUAAUUUUUCCUCAAAUACAAUAAUGUAACGGGCAUUAUUAAGAGUUCCAGUUAUGAGGCUGAGUGCUUAAAAAUUGAUUUCUGGACCCGAUCACAAAAAUUGUAUCACUAACUCCAGGUUUAUUACUUAAAAUGAUCUUUUUCUUGGAAGAAAAGAUGUAGGCCACGCUGCGAUUGAAGAAAAAAGUGGUUACAGAAGGCAUUAUGUAUCCGAAAUUAAU